This is a messenger RNA of Crotalus tigris (Tiger rattlesnake), 2179 nucleotides long. It is a transcript of the gene MED9, whose product is annotated as mediator complex subunit 9. Gene Ontology annotation, biological process: regulation of transcription by RNA polymerase II. Gene Ontology annotation, cellular component: mediator complex. The record is from RefSeq and is a predicted model, not a curated record. NCBI's taxonomy places the organism in Eukaryota, Metazoa, Chordata, Lepidosauria, Squamata, Viperidae. The transcript is spliced from 2 exons. Gene Ontology annotation, molecular function: transcription coregulator activity. Bases 231 to 734 code for a protein of 167 amino acids.
CCGAAGGAGGAGCUGCAACCGGCUGACGUGCAAAAGGGCCGCGGAGGCGCUGCAGCUUUGCACUCUUGCAACGCGCGUGGCGUGCAUUUGCUGCGACCGCGGGCGAGGGGGGGCGGCGGCGGCGGGCAGGGCCUCCAGCGCAGGGCGAUCCCCCCGGAGCGAGCGCUGAGCGGCACCGCGGCGCCCCCGGCCAGGCGCAAAGGCGCUCGGAGCCCAGCCGGGCGAAGCGCAUGGCCACGCCGGGAGCCGCGGCGCCCGGAGGUCCGCGGGCAGCCCUGGAGGACCCCGGCCCGCCGCCCCAGCCGCCCCCCGGCGGACCCCAGCCCGCGGGGACCCCCCAGGCCCCGGGCGAGCCGCUGGCCACGGCCCCCGCGCCGCUUCCCGCACCCCAGCCUUGCGCGGCGCCCGAGUCCAAGUUCCUGCCGCCGCAGGCGCAGGCCGCGACCCCCGCCGCCCCACCCGGGCCGGGCCUGGAGAACUAUUCGUUCCUGCCCCUGGUGCACGACAUUAUCAAAUGCAUGGAUAAAGACAGCCAGGAUGUCCACCAGCUGUUGAACGAGCUGAGAACUAAAUUUGUGGAGACCCACAAACUGAUCAAAAGCAUGCAGGGCAUCAGCAGGAGCCCCGAACAGCAGCACCAGCAGCUGCAGCACCUCCGAGAACAAGUGAAAACGAAGAACAAACUACUGCAGAAAUAUAAAACUCUGUGCAUGUUUGAAGUCCCCAAGGAGUAAAGGAGACGUCGCUCUGCAGACAGGACAGUUCCUUGGAAGCGGCAUUUGCCAGACAUGGCCACUUUAAGAGGCGUGGACUUCAACUCCCCAGCUGGCUGGGGAAUUCUGGGAGUUGAAGUCCACGCCUCUUAAAGUGAUCAAGUUUGAAAAACAUUGUGCUAAUGUAAAUGGACCUGAUGUGCAAUUUGUGAGCCCAAUAGGGUGUGAUUGUGCAAAACUCACUUGGUGUGUGUGGGGGGUGAUGUCUGUGGGCCGUUUUCUGUGCACCUGGGUGGUAAAGCUAUGCGAGAGUGUACCACUUCAUCAGGUGGGUGGGGGGGGUCCAUCCUGCCUAUUCCUGGAAUUAAAAGUGAGAAAAAUUAAAAUCCUAGAUGUUGCAAAGCCUGGGAUGAAUUUUCAGGUUAGCUUUCUACUUACUAAUAAGUUGAUUAAUGGUGGUUUUAUUUCCUUGUCUUCCUGGCUGGGCUUUUCACCCCUUCAGCCCCCCCCUCCUGUGGGAUGAAGUGGUACACUCCAGGUGGAAUUGUGCCACACGUUUUAAAGGGGAAGGGACCACUUUGUUGAGUGGUAGGGACUAUCUUUGAAUCCCGUUUUUCAGCCCGCAGGAAAUAAUGUUUCUUAUGCAGCGAAGCAGCAAGGGAGAAAAUGGAAGCAGCAUUUAAAAUCUUCAGCAAAUUAAAAAAAGUAGCUUCAUGACUUAUGUCUGAAUUUUAUUAAAUUUAUGUGACGUCAAUCAUCAGUUUCCAUGGAAGAUGUCAUUCAUGGAGAAAGUCUCCAUUUAUCCAUGUGUGAAUGUUGUUUCGAUUAUUUUUAGCUUGCUUGUUGGGAGCAAAUACUGCUUCCUUAAUAGCUUUGCUAAAAAAAUAAUUUGGGGGGGGAAAGAUGGUGGUGGAUUAUAUUAAUAUUCUGGGGUUGCCUGUGCACCCCUCCCCCACUGACGUGGCCUGUAAUGCUUAACACUCUUGGUUUAUUUUACUUACGUCGUUCUUUGUCAGAUUUGCCAGCUGUGUAACCUUUUCGCUUCAGAAAUAGCCCUCUUUAAACAUGCAGCAUGGAUAUGUGUGUGGUUUUUUUCACAAAAUCACUGCAUCAUCACUGCUUCAUCUCAUCUUUGAUAGGAUGAAAAGAUAAAAAUCUGAUCUCUCGUCUGUUUAAGGCUGAUCUGGGAUUAUCUUAAUCUUCUUGCUCACCAGCCUUUCAAUCCUGAUCCUUAAUCAUGUCAUUUUUUGUUUUUUUCCUUCUUGUUUUUUUAAAUCAUGUUAAUUUUUUUCUUUGUUUUUCUUCUUUCUUUCUGUGUAAGAAUGUUGAUUCUCUCCCUGCUGGAACAUUAGGACAGUUACUAUUAAUUAAAGUGACACUGAGUGACGUUAUUGCUUCUGUAAUUAAAAUUAUUUCUGGUCUGUGAAAGUCAAUAAUAAAAUAACUUGCAAUUUCAAAGAAUUGAA